Molecule: messenger RNA, 1506 nt
Organism: Erigeron canadensis
Lineage: Eukaryota; Viridiplantae; Streptophyta; Magnoliopsida; Asterales; Asteraceae
Product: F-box protein CPR1-like
Exons: 3
Coding region: 116-1231 (371 amino acids)
Molecular function (GO): protein binding
Source: RefSeq, a predicted model, not a curated record
CAUUAAAGAUAAAUCCAGUUGAGCAACGGAGCUCAACGGAUGCUCAAGCACAUCAUAGGGAGGUUUUUUUUUUUUCCAGCCGUCCAAUUAAUUUUCUCAAUCAGCACGCGUGGCAAUGGCAAUGCUUCAAGUAGACAUAUACGAGCAGAUACUAAUAAGAUUAGGCGUUGAGGAUCUUAUCUGUUGCAAGAGUGUUUGUAAGUCAUGGCACUUUUUGAUCUCCAGUAACCGUUUUAUUAAAGAUCAUCUCAAACAUAGUUACAACGAUGAUUGCAAUAAUACUCAGAUUGAACAUCGGCGAGUUGCUAUAACCGGGUUAUCAGCCUCCCUCUUUCAGUUAGAAAUUGGUUCCUGGUAUUUUAGUUUUCGUCAUCGUUUUCAUCUUCUUGGCUCUUCAAAUGGAUUGGUAUGCAUUUCUAUUCAUAAUGCUCAAUUGUUUGUAGUCAACCCUUUAACUAGAGAGGUUAGAAAACUGAGAAAGCACAAUUUAUGUAACAAGCUCCGGGCGGAAUGUGAAGGGAAACCAGUUUUAUGUUUCGGUUUUGGCUAUGAUUCAUCCAUAGAUGAUUACAAAGUUGUAGUCGGUUUCAUGAAAAGUAAGUAUGUGACAUGCUUUCACGUCCUAACCUUGAAAUCCAAUGCUUGGACACUUGUUGGAGACGUGAACUAUUGUUAUCUUAGAAGCGUUGGUGUCUUGUGCAACGGGGCACUUCAUUGGGUCAUGAAGGAUCCAAAUGAGAAUAAAGUAAUUCUCUCUUUUGAUUUAUCUCGAGAGAAAUUUAAACAAAUCCCCCAACCAGAUGAUGAUAUGGUAUAUCAAUCUUAUAUCCGUGCCCCUUGCUCGAUUAUAAGCUUGGGGAUCAUUGACGAAUGUCUAUGCAUAUUUGAUCAAUACCUGCUUCCCCAAAAGAUUUGGAAAAUGAAUCAUUACAAUGUAAAGCAAUCUUGGACAAGCGUGACACAUGAUUGGCAGAUGAAGAAUGAUUUUGUGCACUGUUUGAGUGGAUUAUUGAAGCAUGAUGUUCUAUGCGACAAAUCCUUGUGUCAUGAGAUACAAUUGUGCAGGACUCAGGAUAUCAUCGGUGCCCCGAUAUAUGUGCAGAGUCUUGUAUCUCCACGUAUUCAAAGUCAUGCCAAACAAAAGAGAAAGAAGCAGCCAAUGAAUAACAAGAGGACUGUUAAGAUACUUAAGGGAGAUAUUACAGUUCAUAGACCGACUCUUGAGGUUUGAUAAUGGUGGAGAUCUCAAGUUGAGCCUUUGUUUAUCAUUUGGGACCAUGAUUUAAGAUCCAUGACUCUGUUGGUCUAUCUUUUUAUAAUUAUAUUUGGUUGUUGUUAAUGUUUUGCUUUCUUGAGUUUAAUCAUGUUGUAAGCUGUUACUUGGUAUUUAUCUUUUUAUGGUUUAUUUGGUUAUUGUUGAUUUUAUGGUAUUUACUUUGUACUUCUAUUGUGCUUCUGUGGUUUUAGUAUAUAAAUUAGUCGUGAAUAAAAUUUACCUUUUUAGUA